Hevea brasiliensis (rubber tree) is the source of this 648-nucleotide messenger RNA. RefSeq lists its product as uncharacterized. Bases 1 to 648 code for a protein of 215 amino acids. The transcript is spliced from 3 exons. The record is from RefSeq and is a predicted model, not a curated record. Lineage: Eukaryota; Viridiplantae; Streptophyta; Magnoliopsida; Malpighiales; Euphorbiaceae.
AUGGGUGAACUCACCUUUUUCCUUGGACUACAAAUUAAGCAACAUAAUGAUGGUAUCUUCAUUAAUCAAUCUAAGUACAUCAAAGAUAUACUAAAGAAAUUCAAGAUGGAUGAUUUGAAGAGUAUUGGAACUCCUAUUAGCUCCACCAUCAAGUUGGAAAAGGAUGAAAAAGGUAAAGAUGUUGAUCGAAAGUUAUAUAGAGCUACGAGAGUUGAUUUAAGCAAAGAGAAGAAGUUUAGCAAUCUUAUCCCUAUUAAGGAGGUAUUCAAAGUUGAUGAUGGUAGAAAAAGAAGUAAGAAAAAAGAGAAAAAAAAGUUUGGAGACUUUAGAAGCUAUCCACAUGGUACUGCUGGGACUAGCAAUGCAAAGGAGGCUAGUUUAAGUGGAGUAAAAAUUUCUAAAAUAGAAGAAGAAGAAGAAGGACAUAAUAUAGAGAUUGAUGAGAAGGGAAAGGAAGACAGCAAGCAAGUUGAGGUUGAAGAAAUAGAGAAGACUGAUGAGAAGAGAGAUACUGCAGAAGAAAAAUCAGAAGAAGAAAAUAAAUUUGAUGAGGAAAAAUCAAAUAAAACUUCCUUUUCUUAUAUUAAAAGCAACAACAGCAAUGAGAAUGGGAAAAGUGGAAGCAAAAAUGAUUCUAGUCAAGAAUAA